AGGACUAGCAGCGGUGAAACACAGACCGCAACGCCUCACAGGAGCUGGGAGCUCACCUAAAACCUCACGUUGGAGGUGGAAUAAGUGCUGGGUGUCGCCUGAACAUAGCGGUUUACAUGUACAGCAGUCUCGGCUGAGGGCAACAUUGUGUGUUCGAGGACUGUACGCUGCGAUGUCGGAGUUUCUGGUGAGUCUACUCGGGGAGCGGCUCGUCAACAGCGAGAAAGCCGAGGUGGACGUGCAGUCGCUGGGCGCCAAGCUCUCCCUGGUCGGGCUCUUCUUCGGAUGCAGCCUGAACGCCCCGUGCAAGCAGUUCAACGGCAGCCUGUGCGAGUUUUACAGCAGGUUCAAAAAGACGUCUGAUCAUAAGGACAAAUUGGAAAUCGUCUUCAUCUCGUCUGAUCAGGACCAGAAACACUGGCAAGACUUUUUGCAGGAGAUGCCAUGGCCUGCGUUACCUUUCAAAGACAGACACAAAAAGAUGAAGCUGUGGAACAAGUACAAGGUAACCAGUAUCCCAUCUCUGGUGUUUGUGGAUGCAGCUACGGGGAAGGUGGUGUGUCGAAACGGUCUCCUGGUGGUCAGAGAUGACCCUAAAGGCCUGGAGUUCCCCUGGGGGCCAAAGCCGUUUGCGGAGGUGGUGGCAGGGCCUCUGCUUAGGAACAACAGGCAGACAACAGACAGCAGCUCUCUGGAGGGACACUACGUGGGAGUGUACUUCUCAGCACACUGGUGUCCGCCGUGCCGCAGUUUGACCCGGGUCUUGGUGGAAUCGUAUCGAAUCGUUAAAGAGUCGGGUCAGAAGUUUGAGAUCGUGUUUGUCAGCGCUGACAGAUCAGAGGAAUCCUUUAAGCAAUACUUCAGUGAGAUGCCGUGGUUGGCAGUGCCAUAUUCAGAUGAGGCUCGGCGGUCACGACUCAACAGACUCUAUGGAAUACAAGGUAUUCCCACGCUGAUUCUGUUGGACGCAGAGGGUCACAUGAUCACGCGACAGGGCCGCGUGGAGGUGCUGAACGACCCGGAGUGCCGGCUCUUUCCCUGGCACCCUCGGCCCGUGCUCGAGCUCAGCGAGUCAAACGCCGUGCAGCUCCACGAGGGUCCCUGCCUCGUCCUGUUUGUGGAUGCUGAGGAGGAGGGAGAGUUGGAGCCGGCCAAGGAGCUGAUUCAACCAAUAGCAGAGAAGCUCAUGGCAAAGUACAAAGCCAAGGAGGAGGAGACGCCGCUGCUGUUCUUUGUGGCUGGAGAGGAUGACAUGAGCGACUCCCUGCGAGACUACACCAACCUCCCAGAAGCAGCGCCUCUGCUCACUAUCCUGGACAUGUCGGCCCGCGCCAAGUACGUCCGCGACGUCGAAGAGAUCACGCCGGCCGUAGUGGAGCAAUUUGUCAGCGACUUCCUGGCUGAAAAGCUCAAACCAGAGCCCAUCUAAAGAGGACGUCCAAAUAUAAAUCGGAUAUACUAUGUUGGGGCUCACUCCAUCAUCGACCCCUGACCUGUUGCUACGCCCCUCACCCUUCCCAGUCCUCCCACUAUCUCUCUCACCUCUCCUCCUGACCUUGUCAGACUGUUAGAGAGAUGUCUCACUUUUUACUGACAUUUUAACAUUUUUUUAGACAUGUUCCUCUUUUCAUGGAGUCCUCUCUUUCUCCUGUGGUGCCUUGCAUUGACUAUAGUCCCUACAGUAAUAUAUAUGGAGAUUCUGUUGGUUUUUUUGGCCUCAAGAAAAGUAUUUGUAUUUUUUUUUUUUUUUUUUUUUUUUUUUUUUUCAAACAAUAGCAUUUCUGAAUUCUAGAGAAAACCAGAGAAUUACCCAGUGGACCUACUUAUUCAGCUGAUUCUUUGCUUUCUUUGUGUCUUGUCUGCAAGAUCCUUGUUACUUUUGGUUUCUGAAUGAUGUUGAGAGAGAACAAAAUACAUUUUUACAGUUGUAAUUCACAUGUAUACUUAGUGCAAAUGUGGUAAACCUCAGUUGGAUGUAGCCGUAAGCAAAAACAGUAUGACAGGUGCACAUACAGUAAAGAUCACAUUAUACUUGCUUGUAACAGAACAAUGACUGAUGUUUUAAAACUCCUGUGUCUUGUGGUGUGUUAUGAUGUGAGUGAAAGUCAUCUCUAGCCAGUCGUUAUGGUGGUUCUCAUCUCAUAGUCAUUAUGAGGACUUUCUGUGAAGGUCCUCUGAUGAAAAGGCCGGUUUAGUCCUGAAGGCACAAAAUGGCAUUUGAAAAAGUGUUGAAUGUAUAAAUCCCUAUAUUCUGUUACUUCAGUCAUGACUUCUCACACCCAUUAAAAUUUCACUGGCAAGCACAAAGCUCUGUUCCUGUUAAGUUCUACCAAUAAAGUUAGCUUGUGGAUAUGUAAAAUACACACAAUGCAAGUAUUUCAGUAAUACUCAUGGUCUCAAAGGAACUUAAUGCAAAUGUUGCAUUUAUUGUCAGAGACAGUAUGCAGAUUGAUUUUUGUUAAUUUAUAAACUCCAGGUGCAACGGAGACUUUUGACCUCACACUCAAGUGUCGUGAGUUCUGCAUAAUUGCAGAGACAUUGUUGCUGCAAGGACUGACAGUGAGUCUUGUCCUUUCCAGCGUGAAUCUAAUAAGUGCAUGCAUCUAUUUAAGGCUUGUAGGAACUGGGUAAUGGGUGUGCUUAUGUGAUUUUUCUUUUCAUUAAAGUGAGGGUAGUGUCUUUUUGGAGAGUCAGGGGAAGAGGGAUUUAUAGCUUUCUUCAGCCUCCUUUGUGAGAUUUAUUGUGUAAGGAAAAACUCAAAUUUACAUCAAAAGAUAGCUUUUGUGUGGUAAAACAGGUGCUUUUUGGCCAUAAGCAGAGCACAACAGUCCUACUCGCCUCUUUCAGACAUUAAUCCUAAUCACACCCAGUAAGACUGCUGCAUCACUGUCAACGUGGCACAAGUCUGAACUGAAUGCUGUUAGAUUAACAUGAAAGCUGCAGCAGCACAAGGUACCACAUGCACAAAAAGAGAGAGAACUGUGUCUUAAAGCUCCUUCUGAAAUCACUCUAUAAACGGCAUGUCUCUCAAUUAUCAUCUCUUAUGCAAAAAAAAAAGCUGUUUAACACAUUGGGAAACACUUUCAAACAGACAAUUUAAAGUUUUUAUGGAUAUUUUUCUCACAUCACAUCAGCCUAUUAAAAAAAAAAAAAAAUACGUACGAGCAAGUAAUGGGUGAUAAUCUGAGCAAUGGUCUGUCCCUAUAUUCUAAAUUCUGGGGCUCUUUCUGUAAAUGUGCCGUCGUGUUUGAAUAAAGCCUUAAGUAGAGCUGUUACGUAUUUCAAGUCUGAGAAGAGCUUUCUGUAUUCAGGCUUUAGAACAGCAGCUGUUCCUGUUCUUUUUUCAAUAUUCGAGUGGCUGUAUUUUUCACUAUUCUGUUUUACUUGCCGUUAAUAUUCUUUGGAGACAUUGGAGGAAUGGUAUUGCAGCUGUUGUCAAGGGGAGAGUGGAACAACACUGGGUAAGUCUUUGCUUUUUCAUUAAAUUAAAUAUAAGGCAAGACGAGUUUAUUUGUAUAGCACAUCAUACACAGAGGUCAUUCAGUGUGCUUAACAGAAAUAAAAGAAGCGUAAAGAUUUAGCCUCCACUCCCUACCCUGAUAACUUUCACACAGUCCCUUAACAUUUCCGAUACUGAGUUCAGGAGCAUUUUUCAAGCCAACACAGGCAGGAAAAAAUGACAUCAGGCAAUCAGUCAACUAUUUGAUUCAGUAAUUUUUCAAUCAAAAAUGCCACAUUCUCUGGUUUUGUCAGAAUUUACAGAUUUCUUUGUCAUCUAUGGUAGUGCACUGAAAAUCCUUUAGUUUGGGCUGAUGCUUUUCUGAUUAAUUGAGAGAAUCAUCAGAUUACUUGAUCAUGAAA
Messenger RNA from Seriola dumerili (greater amberjack), 3861 nucleotides. It is a transcript of the gene nxn, whose product is annotated as nucleoredoxin. The record is from RefSeq and is a predicted model, not a curated record. The transcript is spliced from 8 exons. Lineage: Eukaryota; Metazoa; Chordata; Actinopteri; Carangiformes; Carangidae. Bases 173 to 1429 code for a protein of 418 amino acids. Gene Ontology annotation, molecular function: thioredoxin-disulfide reductase (NADPH) activity.